This is a messenger RNA of Syzygium oleosum, 1286 nucleotides long. Its product is annotated as ribosome biogenesis protein NOP53. NCBI's taxonomy places the organism in Eukaryota, Viridiplantae, Streptophyta, Magnoliopsida, Myrtales, Myrtaceae. Gene Ontology annotation, biological process: rRNA processing; ribosomal large subunit assembly. Gene Ontology annotation, molecular function: 5S rRNA binding. The transcript is spliced from 12 exons. Bases 48 to 1142 code for a protein of 364 amino acids. Gene Ontology annotation, cellular component: nucleolus. The record is from RefSeq and is a predicted model, not a curated record.
GUACGGCACAGGAAGAGAGCUAGAGCUAGUGAGAGAGAGAGAGAGAGAUGGGGAAGGUGUCGAAGGGGUCGAGGAAGGGGAAGAAGGCGUGGAGGGCGAACAUCAGCACGGAGGACAUCCACGACUUCUUCGAGAAGUCCACCAAGGACGCCCUCUCCGGCGGUUCCCUCGCCGCCGUCCCCAGCGAGUCCCUCUUCUUCGUCGACACGUCCACAGAUCUUUCGGUAAAGCGGAAAAUUGAGAAGCAAAGGGAAAAAGUACUUCGGACUGACAGUGUGCUGCAAAAGAACCCGUUUGUCCAAGCAGUCCCCUCUUCUGUCAGUAAGAAAUCCAGAAAGAAAAGAAAAGAAGUUGUGAACAAUGCUGGUCAAGGUGAUAACGAGGAUGCUUCUGUCUCAGCUUCUGGUAUGGUUGACUUAUGGGCAGGCAAGUUUGAUGGCAAGCUCAAGAAGAAAACCAAGCCUUCAGUUAUUCCAGCGGUAGAAGUUGAGCCUCCUGGCUGUUCAUUCAAUCCAUCCUUUGAGAGCCACCAGGAUUCUCUGGCCUGUGCUGUUGCAGACGAGAUGCAGAAAGUCUACAAAAAUGAGUUGGGUCCUGAACUGGUUCCAUUAACCGUGCAAGGUGAAGUUAUUGCUGAGGAAGAUAUGUAUUUCCUGGAAGCCGAUGAUGGGGGUGAUGAUGAUUCGUGCUUGGAAAAUCUGGAUGGCGAUGAGAAUGAAGCAACCGAGAAUAGGUCAUCCAAAACAAAGCCCGUGACUCGCGUUGAACUGAAUCGGAGAGCAAGACGUAAGGGCUUGCUGAAGAAGGAAGCAGAAACCAAGAAGAUUGAGCAACUGUCCAAGGAAAUUGACAGCUUACCAGAUAUUAUUCAAGAAAUUGCAAAAGAGGAUGAGGAGAAGCAAAGACGGCAUCUCCGACGAGUUGUUGCUCAACAAGAAAGACUAAAGUUGCGUCCACCACGCCUGGGAAAGCACAAAUUUCAACCAGCACCUAUGCAAGUACUGUUAUCUGAAGAAAUCACCGGUUCCCUCCGCCAGCUGAAAGGUUGUAGCACUCUAGCAAAGGAUCGAUUUAAAAGCCUCGAGAAAAGGGGACUGGUCGUUCCAACAUCCAGAAAGAGGAGGUUACGAGCUGUGAGCUGAUCUCCAGCAAGCAGGAGAAAGCUUUAGCUUCUGUCUUGGGACUUCAAUUUUCGUGGUCUACGAAGUUGACGGUGGACCAAACCUGAGGACAAAGCAUGCGUCUCGCUUUGAGCUUUUGUGUACAAAGCCAUCACCGAUGUUAAC